Pseudomassariella vexata is the source of this 2869-nucleotide messenger RNA. RefSeq lists its product as uncharacterized. Bases 330 to 2558 code for a protein of 742 amino acids. The record is from RefSeq and is a predicted model, not a curated record. Gene Ontology annotation, molecular function: zinc ion binding; DNA-binding transcription factor activity, RNA polymerase II-specific. Gene Ontology annotation, biological process: regulation of DNA-templated transcription. NCBI's taxonomy places the organism in Eukaryota, Fungi, Ascomycota, Sordariomycetes, Amphisphaeriales, Pseudomassariaceae. The transcript has 5 exons.
AUGGUCCCUCCGUUGAAGUUUGCUACAUUCAACCGAGUUGCAUCGUCUAUGCUUGUGGUUUUGUUUCUGAGUUAUGCCGUUGAUUUUUGAUUACUGUGAUCUGAUAAAAAGUGUUUGCGACGAGCUUCCAGAGGAGCGUCGAGGGUGCUACACGCUGAAGCCCGCUGGCGACUUGUGACGACAAGGCCCCGCGGUUUAUACUUCGUGAGAGCUGGACUCGAAACAUUGCGACGGCGCGCAAACCUCAACGACUAGUAACCACUAAUUAGCAAAUCGCACAACUAGUAUUCCAACCUGCCUCUGGACCGUUGAACGGCCCGUAGCCCAACAUGGCUUCGGUCGCAUCCGUCUCGCCCUCGGAAAAUAGCUUCCAACGGGCCGAGUCCACAGACGACUCGGAGCACUCUUGGCAGCGUGUCGACUCAAACCUGGCAUCCGUCGGUUUAUUUCCCAGUCCCGCCAGUGGAAGUUUGAAAAGCUGGGCUGUAGUCGGACAUCCGAACCAAGUUGAGCACUCGCCACAGGCCGUAUCGCCGCUACGGCUGGAUACGGAUAGUCAACAUGUUUUCGCGACCUCGUUCCCGGACCAGACCGAUGCGUCCAUGAUGGCAACGGCGGGGAUGGACGGUCAAUUCAUGGCGGGCUUUGGAAUUGGACAGCAACAGUUUGUUGGACAGCAGCAGUUUGUUGGGGGCCAGGACUCCAUAUUUACGGACUCGUUUAACCCUCUCGAUAUAUCGCCGUAUUACAAAGAGGCGUUUUCAGGCAACAUGGGAAACGUGUCGGGCCUGGAAGCAUUCGACAUGUUCCGUCAGCCCAUCGACCUGGGUAUACCACAGCAGUUCCGACGCGGCAGCGAUGUGCCUCCGUGGGACCCUACCAACUUCAAAAACAACGAACCAACCUUCAUCACGUCUCAAUUCACCGCGUCUAGCCCUUCCAAACCCUCACCCCCGAGCUCCCAUCCGUCAUCGAGUCCGCGGUCUCCAGAUGUCAAGCUGGAACAAGGCAAGGCGCCGAGCCCUAUGCGCAAGGUCAAGGGCACGGGCAAGAUCGAGAAGAAAAAGCCCGCCGAGCCGAUGAACAAGUUUGUUAUCAUGACCCCGGGCCUUAUCAAUGCUUCUGCUGGGAAGCCAAACCCGUUUGAGUGUUUCCAAGCGAUGCGGCCGAGCCAGAAGGGGAGAAAGGGGCCGUUGGCCAAUGAGAUUAAGCAGAAUGCUCUUCAGGUGAGGAGACUGGGCGCAUGUUUCUGCUGUCAUAGCCGGAAAGUCAAGUGCGACAAAGAGAGGCCAUGCAGGAACUGCAAGAAACUUACCGUGCAAGUCCCCCAGAUCAUGUGCUGGCAAUUCCAGGACUUCCUACCCGUGCUCUUCCCUGACUUCAUUCGUGGACACUUCAAGAAAGACCAGAUGAUCAAGUUCACAAGCGACAACAUCGCCGGCUUCACUGUCGACGGAGCGGAGAAGACCUGUCAAGUUGAGCUCUUCUCUGGCACGCGGUUCCAGAGCACACUUACUCUCCGAGCCAACUUUUUCACGGCAAAGGGUCCGGAUGCCCUUCAACAUUGGCAUUUGAACGUCGGGGUAAACCAAAUCGACUUAGAAUCUAGGGGAUCCGCGCCGAUCGGGGUCGACAUGGACAACAGCCAACGUAAAGAGGAACUGAGGAAACGAACCAGAGAAUACAUCCAGUCGAUUACCUUGGAGCCACAAUACGCCGAGCAAGUCACCGACGCAUUCCGACACACGGAGCUUCCGCGCAAGAUCCUCAAGAUCGUGCAAAGAUAUGGUCAACGCUCAGAUUCCCCUAUGGUCAAAAAAGCCCUCUCCAUCUACGCAAUGCAAUACGUCCUAACCCGUCACCUCUGCAUAACCUACGCCUCCAUCCUCACACUCCGGGAAACCAACCUCGUCCCCCAAAACAUCCCCUGGGUCACCCCGCGCGUCCUGAACCGUCAAAUCAAAUCUCUCAUCGACGAGAUCCUCCUGAAGGAUAUGCAAUCUCUUUUCGACUCUUUCUCGCGCUCGCUCAAACCCAAAUCCCGGCGCGAGUGGGCCCCCUGUCUAGCCUCCUUCCUGGUCCUCUGUCUCUUCAUGGAGGCUGUAGAGACGGCAACUGACACCUUUGUCAUUUCGCAGAACGAAAUCAGUAUUCGGAAUCGGAGAAAGCCGGAGUGCAAGCGGGAUUUCGCCCUGGGGUUGUGUAAGGAGGUCGAGAAUUUGCCGUUCAAGCAGUUUGCGUAUCAGUUUCAUCAGAUCUAUCAGACACACAGUCGGGAUGCAUUCGUGAGGGCUUUUAAUCCGCUUGUGGGCGAGGGGUGCGAUGUGCAGGAGGGGGAGUUGGAUGCGGCUGCGGGAGAGAUGGUUAGGGCGUUGAGGGAGUUGCUUGAGGGAGAUUCAUACUACGAACUCGACUUCCUGGUUGCUGACCCCAUUCUGCCGAAUCAGGAGCACCACCCGUUUCCAAGGGAUGUGUCGUUUAACUAUACGGGGCGUUUACUGGCGAGGUUUCUGUUGUCGUUCAUGGAUGAGAAGUAUCUGUUCGACGGCCAGUUUUGAGUCACGGGGUUCUUUGGAUUUCGUUUGUGUUAUAUAGCAGGCGGUGAUGAUGAUCUUUGGCAAAUACCCUGGGAUGCGUGUAUGAGGUUACAUGAAGGAAUGACCACGUUAUGAACGCUCUUUUGUUUGACCAAGGGAUUUUUAUCAUGAGCUCAGUGGUCUCUAGUCGUAUGCCAUCUACUUGAACUGAUAUGCUACAUGUCAUGAACCCCGUUUGCCCCAUAAAGUCUAUAUACUAGAAGUAAAUCUUGGCCGUUCUCUUAGACACAGAAUGUCGGGGGAUAAAGGAAGUGGGCAGAGCCUCGUUACGA